AUGUCACCUCCGCUAAGGAGCGGGUCCCAGACCUCUCGGGAGACCGUGAACGAAGCUGCGGUCAAAGGACUGUUUCCAUCAGUGAGUGCUCCAGCGGACCGCGGAGACAGUGACCCUGGUAGUGUGGCGGUGGACGUGUCGGAGGCGCAGACGUCGGCUUCGUGGCUGCAGGCGCAGCAGCAGCUGGCGCAGGAGCGGCGCAGCUACGAGAAGCGAGUCAUCGCGCUGGAGCGCCGGCUGCGCCAAGUGCUCAGCGAGCUGCAGGUGACGCGCUGCCAGCUGGCCGAGGCGCUCACCACGCAGGACUACCGCGGCAGACAGGUCUCCCCUCUGGACGUGGGCAGUGAGUCGAGCGUGAGCCUGGUGAGCAGCACGAUGGACGCCAUGCUCUCCACCGCCUCCGUGGGCUCCGACAGCGCCAGCGAGGCGAGAUCCAGCGCCUCGGUGUCGCCGACGUCCACGUGCACGGUCGUCUAUCGCAGCAAACGUAGGCCUGACACCCGUUCGUCCAUCUCCUCCACAUCUGUGGAUGCCAGUGACGCCUUCGCUUCGGCGUGUACCGUGCUUGACAGCGCUGUGAAGGUUCUGCCUCAGGAUAAGAAGUUGUUGGCUCCACACCCACCGAGACCGACCCCCAAGCUGCUGACGCCGUCGACGUCGAUGCUGGACAUAACCGUUGCUGAGUCGCGGCCAGAGACCAGGCAAGCCCAGGCCCGUGACAAGGCUCCUCAGCAGCAGCAGCACAGGGCAGCGACUGAAUCUUCGUCCGAAUCCAGCUUCGUUUCCAGUGUCAGUGAGAGCGAAAGCAGUGUUAGCGUCAGGAAGAGACCUCCACCGCCACCAAGCAGCAGUUGGACGCAGUCGUCUGCGAAAUGGCUGCGAGAAAUGCAUCGACUGGUGCAGGUGCUGCGCACCGCUCCUCAGCAACCACAUAGUUCGGAUCAGACCACUCAGGCGCCAGAGUCUGUUCCCUCCUCCAGUGAAGAACCAAGUGACGCCACCGGCAAGCGCAGUGUUGCUGUCGUCACAAGCACGGAGCAGCAACCAGUUCCCACUGCAUCUAGUGAGGUGUCUUCCACGGAGAUAAAAACGUCUGGCAGAAGCCUGCUGAGCCGGAUGGUAAACGCCCUGCUGUCCAGCUCCAGCACCACAGAAUCUGUUUUAGAAACAAGGGCAUCCGACGAAGUUUCUAAAGCUCACAGUGACGCUGUCGUACCCAGUACGGCAGAAAUAGAGCACACCAAAGACAAGCAAGACACACCUACCCUCAGUUCUGAUCAUUCAGAUCACGCUUGCAGUGUGCCACCCACAGAGGAGACCGCCGCUGGCAAAGGCUUGUUGAGUCGUGUGGUGAACGCCUUACUGCCUUCCUCCUCUACCGCUGUGGCUUCUGUUUCCCAGACGAGGACUGGUGGUGAAGACUCAAAAGCAGGCAGUCAGGAAGCCAUCUCGAGUCCGGCGGAAGUCGAGCACCCUGACAGAAAACGUUCUACAAAUGCCAUCGUCUCCAGUGUCUCUUGCAUGUUGGGGCUGAGCGCGGAUCGGAGAGGCCCCGCCGCCCCGGAGCAAUCGGCAGAGGCUGCACCGCUACCGCGACACUGGCUUCUCGCACUCGCAGACCGACUGCUGCCCGCCACUACGCCGCCCCAACAACCCGCGUCCUGA
Messenger RNA from Schistocerca gregaria, 1665 nucleotides. RefSeq lists its product as uncharacterized. NCBI's taxonomy places the organism in Eukaryota, Metazoa, Arthropoda, Insecta, Orthoptera, Acrididae. Bases 1 to 1665 code for a protein of 554 amino acids. The record is from RefSeq and is a predicted model, not a curated record. The transcript is spliced from 8 exons.